AUGGUGGAUGCAAUGAUCUUCAUCCACCUCUUCUAUCGUAUCCUAACCUCCCUGUUGCUUUACAUCAAUGAUUUCAUAACAGAGACUCUCAAAGAAGGCCCCAUCCCACGCCAUGUGGCUUUCAUCAUGGACGGGAAUCGCCGAUAUGCAAAACAAAACUCAGUGACCGUCGCCGAAGGCCACUCAGCCGGUGCUAGCACAUUGAAACAGAAUCUGGAUCAAUGCUUCACACUUGGCAUUGAAGUAAUCUCGCUCUACGCAUUCAGUCUUGAGAACUUUAAGCGACCCCAAGAGCAAGUCGAUACUCUGAUGCGACUGUUAGAAAGCUCUCUCCUACAAAUUCACGGACCGAACACAUUCGUCGAAAAACACGAUGUUCAAAUACGGGUCGUUGGGAGACUGGAAUUGUUGGAUGAGAACGUUCUGAGUGCUAUUGCUAGGACUAUGGAUGCGACCAAGGAUAACAAGGGCAAGGUCUUGAAUAUCUGUGUUGCUUACACGGGCAGGGAUGAAAUCGCGACUGCCAUCAGGGAGACUGUCUUUGGCUGUGGAUCUCCUGCUAAGAUCAAGGAGAGCUCUUUGACGGAUAAUAUGUUUAUGGAAGUCCCUGUGGACUUGAUGAUACGUACUUCUGGGGUAUAUCGGUUAAGUGACUUCAUGCUGUGGCAAUGUCACCAGUAUACUCCCAUCGAGGUUGUUGAGAGGAAUUGGCCUGAUUUUGGCAAAUUUGACAUGGGGGUGAUCUUAUUGCGGUGGCAAAGACGGAGAAAUCGAGUGUUGAUAUCUAGCACAGAGGGCCAUAUCUGA
Penicillium olsonii is the source of this 807-nucleotide messenger RNA. The record is from the annotation of a GenBank genome assembly. Lineage: Eukaryota; Fungi; Ascomycota; Eurotiomycetes; Eurotiales; Aspergillaceae.